AUGGCCGACGAGUCCAGGAGGACUGUCCAUGAUUUAAGGCUUUUAGAGGAUGGUUUGGGUCGAGAUUUGGCAGCAAGCAUAAACAAUAACACUAGUACCCAGAUGGCAAAUCUCAAUAACACCCUACUCCUCAUCUACCAACAAUUAAUGGCUAACGGGAAUAAUGGAGCACACCAAAACGUGGGACACCAGCAUAACAUGCAGGCUCAAAUCCAACCCAACCAAGUCAACAUGGCUGCUACAAGCCAAAUGAAUAUGCAACAGCAGCCAAGGAGGCCAAAUGUGCAACAGCAGCCAAGAAUGAUGUAUCCGCCUUAUGGCAUGCCACCCGAAAUGGGAUUCGGCCAAGGAUUUAUCCCUCAGCUGAACCAAGUAAACAACAAUGUGACUCAAAAUCAUCAGCAGAACAAUCAUCAAGGAGGAGGUCAAGACCGACCGGUUCGACUAAAUGAGUUCCAAAAUUUAGUUGAAGAUCUUAUGGGAGUCUUACCAAGACGGGUGGAGAGACCAAGUUAUGCUAAACCGUAUCCUGCAUAUAUUGAUACCAUCCCGUACCCAGUAGGAUAUCGCAUUCCCUCAUUCACAUUGUUCUCUGGAGAUGCAUAUCAAUCCACUGUAGAACACAUUGGCCGAUUCACUGCCCAGUGCGGAGAGGCUAGCUCUGAUAACAACAAGGUAAGGUUAUUCGUCCACUCCCUCACGGGACCAGUUUUCACUUGGUUCAUCAAUCUCUCACCCAACUCAGUCAAUAAUUGGAGGGAAAUGGAAAGUGUUUUCCAUGACCAAUAUUAUCGAGCGAAACAAGAGAUGAGGUUGGUUGACUUAGCUAAGACGUCGCAGAUGAGUCAUGAGACUGCACAAGAAUACUUAAGUCGCUUCAAAUUAGCUAGAGCACGAUGCCGAGUAAGACUGCCUGAAUCAGAGUUCGUAGAUAUGGCGGUAGUUGGUUUGAGCUUCAAAUUCAGAGAACAUUUUGAAGGUGUUACCUUCAAUGAUCUAUUCGAGCUCAAGAGAAGAAUCGACCGGUAUGAUGCCAUCUUAAGGGAGGAAGCUCAAAAGCGGGCAGCAUCAAAGGGUAAGUAUUACAAGAAUCAGGCCAUUAAUGCGUCGACCGGUUUGGAGUGGAUUUAA
Messenger RNA from Rosa chinensis, 1131 nucleotides. RefSeq lists its product as uncharacterized. The transcript has a single exon. The coding region runs from base 1 to 1131 and encodes 376 amino acids. The record is from RefSeq and is a predicted model, not a curated record. NCBI's taxonomy places the organism in Eukaryota, Viridiplantae, Streptophyta, Magnoliopsida, Rosales, Rosaceae.